Molecule: messenger RNA, 2652 nt
Organism: Cottoperca gobio
Lineage: Eukaryota; Metazoa; Chordata; Actinopteri; Perciformes; Bovichtidae
Gene: capn5a
Product: calpain 5a
Exons: 13
Coding region: 206-2119 (637 amino acids)
Biological process (GO): proteolysis
Cellular component (GO): cytoplasm
Molecular function (GO): calcium-dependent cysteine-type endopeptidase activity
Source: RefSeq, a predicted model, not a curated record
UGGAGCUCCUCCUGCGUCUGUGUGGUUUUACUUUGACGGUUGUAAACUAACUUAAUUCCCGAGUGAAAACCUCCGCACAUCACCGAUCUGACAACCAAAAGAGAGGGAAUAAAAACACUGAAAUCCUCCCGGGAGAAGAGAGCGGGAGCAGCCGCGUGUGAGACAGCCGGGGAGCUGACGUUUAACCAAACAUUUCUCCAGGGGGAUGGUGAUUCCAUACGAGGGCCAGUCUUUCUCGGCACUGAGGAGGCAGUGCCAGCAAAAUGGACGUCUGUUUGAAGAUCCUCUCUUCCCCACAUCCGACCAGUCUCUGUUCUACCAGAGCAACCAGAUCGGCAGAGUCACCUGGAAAAGGCCUAAGGAGUUAUGCAGCGACCCCCAUCUGUUUGUGGACGGCAUCAGUGCUCACGACCUGCUCCAAGGCCAGCUGGGAAACUGCUGGUUCGUAGCCGCCUGCUCCAGUCUGGCCUCCAGAGAGGCGCUAUGGCAGAAGGUGAUCCCUGACUGGAAGGACCAGGAGUGGGAUGAAGAAAAACCUGAGUCCUACGCCGGGAUCUUCCACUUCCGCUUCUGGCGGUUUGGUGAGUGGGAGGACGUGGUGAUCGAUGACCGGCUGCCCACGGUGAACGAUGGGCUGGUGUACUGCCACUCCAACGACAGCAAGGAGUUCUGGAGCGCGCUGGUGGAGAAGGCCUACGCCAAGAUGUGUGGAUGCUAUGAGGCACUUGAUGGGGGCAACACGGCCGACGCGCUCGUGGAUUUCACCGGCGGUGUGUCGGAGCCAAUGGAUUUGAUGGAGAACAGCUUCAAAGAAGAUGAAGAGAAACGCAACGAGCUGUUCGAGAGAGUCCUGAAAGUCCACGACCGAGGAGGCCUCAUCAGCUGCUCGAUCCGGGCAACCACUGCAGCAGACAUGGAGGCCAGGCUGGCCUGCGGUCUGGUGAAGGGUCACGCCUACGCGGUGACGGAUGUCCGCAGGGUGAGGCUGGGCCACGGCCUGCUGGCCUACUUCAAGUCGGACAAACUCACCAUGAUCCGCAUGAGAAACCCCUGGGGAGAGAAAGAGUGGAACGGAGCCUGGAGCGACAGCUCUGAAGAGUGGAAGAAGGUCAGUAAGAGUGAGAGGGAGAGGAUCGGUGUCGUAGUGCAGGAUGAUGGAGAGUUCUGGAUGACAUUUGAUGACUUUAUCGCUAACUUCACAGACCUUAUCCUGUGCCGUCUCAUCAACACAUCUUACCUAAGUUUCCAUAAGACCUGGGAGGAAGCUGUGAUGCGGGGCUCCUUUCACCGCCACGACGACCCGCUUCUCAACCGAGCCGGGGGCUGCACCAACAACAAGCAGUCCUUCCUCCAGAACCCACAGUACGUUUUUGACGUGAAGAAGCCGGAGGACGAGGUUCUGAUCUGUCUGCAGCAGAAAGACCGCAGAGCCACACUGAGAGAGGGACGAGGAGAAAACCUGGCUAUUGGCUUUGAAAUACACAAGGUGGAGUUAAACAGGACCUACCGUAUGCAUGUCACCCAGCAGAAGGUUGGUGGGAGCGUCUACAUCAACUCAAGGUCUGUGUUCCUACGCAUCGAACUGACAGAGGGGCGCUACGUCAUCAUACCCACAACCUUUGACCCUGGCCUGGAGGGAGACUUCCUGCUCCGCACCUUCACCGACGUGCCGUCCGACUGCAAGGAGUUGACUCUACACGAGCCUCCACAGACCUGCUGGUCCGGGUUGUGUGGUUAUCCCUCUCUGGUCACUCAGGUCCACGUACUGACGGCAAGUGGACUCGCAGGACAAGACUCUGAUGGAGUUUCAGACCCCUACGUAAUAAUUCGUUGUGAAGGAGAAAAGGUUCGCUCUCCGGUCCAUAAAAACACACGCAGCCCCGAAUUCGAUACCAAGGGGCUGUUCUACAGGAAGAAAGCCAACCAACAAAUCAGCAUCGAGGUCUACAACCACAACGUGUUGAUGGACUCCUUCCUGGGUCAGGUGACGUUGCCAGCCGAGCAAGGUCAUUUCCAGCAGACGCUCCACAUGAGGGGCAAGGGCGAUCGCCGGGACAACGACCUGCCGGGAACCCUCACUGUCGCCAUACUGACCAGCACAGUUCUCACCAACAUCUGAGACACACCAUGAAACCGUCCAGUCAGAUAAAGUUUACCAAAUUACCGGUUUACCACCCCAUGAUAUAAAUAAAAUAAAUAUUUGGCAGGAAUAAAGGGUUUACUUUUUUAAGGUUUAAUUUAUAGAAGCUUACACAUGCAGCAGUAGUCCUGUGGAGAUCAUCACGGGAGGAAACCUGAUUCUCUUGCCGUGUUUAAGGCUGAUCCCCUUAAAUGUCAAAAUGAUUUACAGUACCAGUAUCUCCGAAUACCCUUAAACACUUUUUGCAGAUAAGAAUUGCAAAUGACUUCUAGCUAGCUUAUAAACAUUGUUUACAGUUGUUAAUGUUAUGUCUAUCAACCACUACUUACUGUCAUUGUUAUUCUACUCUUUAAUGCCUUAUUCUAUUCUAUUUACUCCUUCUAAAAACCUAUUUACAUGUCUUUUUAUAUCGCCUCAUUCAUAUCUUGUCUCACUGCUUGUCAUGUCUCCUGUACACCACUUUUUAUUGCCUUGUUAAAAUGUGCUAUAUAAAUAAAUAUAAAUAAACUUGC